CAGUAAUUUGAUAUGGUACACUAUUCUGCCAUAGACCUUUGUGUAGAGAAAUAUCUUGACAAGUAAUUAAAACCAGAUUAUUAGUUAGUGCUUCCCUUAAAACUUAUCAGAUAAUUAAGAGCACCCAGACUUAAGAAUUUGAUUUAAAAAAGGAAGGAUGAAAUACAGUCAUAAUUAAUUUCGGAAAUAAAUUUCAAAAUAGAUAUGACUGUUUUUCAUCAUUAUUCUAAAAAGUAAUGGAUUUAAGUCACACCCCUGUCCUGACUGUUAUUUGUCUAUUUGACUACUCAUAUUAUGUACCAUGGGCUUUUUUAUUCACUAAAAACAAAAGAGAGUACCAUGGUAAUAAGUUCAAACACUUGAUUGAUGUCAUGAUGCCUAAAAGUGGUGGUUUAAGAUUAAAAAUGAAGAAAAUGUAGUUUUUUUGGCUAGUAAAAUCUAUUCAAUGGAAAGUGAAUAUUUUACUGGUAUGUGUCAAAUUUCACUGACAAAUAUAAUAACAAAAAGCCUUGAAAGUAAUUGUUUGACCAUUUUGCAGUUUUAUAUCAGCACUUUAUUUAAUCACUAGGUCAUGCCAAAAAGGAAGAGAUGUCCAAUAUGCCAUGAGGAUUUUCCCCGAAGUAGCUACUAUCGACACUAUGCAAGUUUCUUUGAUCCAAGCACAAACUCCUGGCUCGACCAUGGGGAGGCUGCAGUUCGAGAGAUGUCCGACAAGAGGUUUAAAGACUUGAUUGAAGACUUUGGGAGAGCUUCAGACCAUCCCGAUGCAGAUGAUUGCUUGGAUGACAUGCCACCUACGUCAUCAAUGGCAGCAGAAGUUUCAGAAGAAAGUGAUCAGUCAGACAUGGAGGAUAGUGAAGAAGAAAAUGAGGAUGAACCAGAGCACUGGGACAUACCAGCCAACCUUUUGGACAAUGAACUCGGAAUUGAGGUCCAUCCAUCCCCCAUGAAGAAAGUCAACAGUUUGCUUUUCUGUGUACUGUAUGCUAUUCUGUACAUUCAGGUUAUACACCACAUCAGUGAUAAUGGUGUUGAGUAUCUUUUACGAUUUUUGUUCAGAAUUUUUCAAGUGCUUGGUGCAGACAUAAAUAAUCAAGUGCUAACAGAAUUUUGUAUUGGAUUUCCUCCAAGUUUGUAUUUAGCCAGAAAAAUAUUGAAGCUAGAUAGAGAUGAAUUUCAGCGAUUUGUUGUGUGUCCCUCAUGUUUUUGUUUAUACGAUUUUUUGGACUGUGUAUAUGAGAAAGAUGGAUUAAGAUACGGAAAAAACUGCUCUGCUGAAAUAAAAGUUAGAGGGAGAUAUGUAAAAUGUAAUUCUCCCUUAGUUAAACAGAUUAUUUGCAAGGGUAACAUCCGAAAAUUUUAUCCAUUGAAAGUUUACUGUUUGAACAGUGUAAUUAAUGGUAUUGAAACUAUUUUGAAAAGGAAAGAAAUUGGGCAAUUUUGGCAACACUGGCAAGACUGGGGUUCGGAUUUAACAAUUUUAAGAGAUGUAUAUGAUGGACGAGUAUGGAAAAAUUUUUUGUCCUUCAAUGGGGAGCCCUUUCUCUCUAACAAAAACAGUGUUGCAUUAAUGAUGAAUAUAGACUGGUUUCAGCCCUUUAAACACAGGAAUGAUUAUUCAGUAGGAGUUAUUUAUUUUGUUAUGUUAAAUUUACCCAGAAGCAUUAGAUUUAAGUCUGAAAAUGUAAUAAUUGCUGGAUUAAUACCUGCUUUCAAAAAAGAGCCACAUAGUAUCAAUAGUUUUUUAGAUCCAAUUGUUAAUGAAUUACAAACACUUUGGAAAGGAGUCAGGUUAGACACAAGUUUGUUUAAUUCUUCAUCUGUUUUUCGAGCAGCCCUGCUCUGUGUGUCUUGUGAUAUACCAGCUGCUCGCAAGUGUUGUGGAUUUAAAUCGCACGCUGCUCGUUUGGGUUGCCAUAAAUGUUUAAAAGUUUUUCCUGGUGACUUUGGGGAAAAAAGAGACUAUUCAGGUUUUGACAGGCAGAAUUGGAAACCCAGAACAAAAUAUACUCAUAAUUUACAUGCCAGAAGGGUUAAGAAUGCAACAAGUAAGACACAGGCGGAUAAACUUUCUAGGGAAUAUGGGACUUUUUAUAGUGUGUUAAUAGAGUUGGAAUAUUUUGAUGCAAUACAAUUUUGUGUUAUUGACCCAAUGCACAACCUCUUUCUUGGAACGGCAAAAAAAAUGUUCAAACUUUGGGUUGAAAGUGGCAAAUUGUCCCCGUCAAACUUGGAAACUAUAGAAGAAAGACUAGAAUCUCUAAAUUCCUUAACUGACAUAGGAAGAAUUCCCACACAUAUUUCUGGAAAUUAUGGUGUAUUUUCUGCAGCUGAAUGGAAAAACUGGACAACCACAUUUUCACUCUAUGCUUUGUGUGGAAUACUACCAGAGAAAGAUUACAAAUGUUGGGAAAAAUUUGUAUUAGGUUGUCGUUUUCUAUGCAAACCAUUUCUAACUCUCACUGAUAUUCAGAAAGCUGAUCUAUUGUUACUUGACUUUUGCAAAACUUUUGAAAAGAUUUACCCAUUAAAAGAAGUCACUUGUAACAUGCAUCUACAUAAUCAUUUAAAAGAUUGCUUGUUUGAUUUUGGUCCCAUGCACGUUUUCUGGUGUUUUUCUUUUGAGAGAUAUAAUGGGGCUUUUGGACACUUUCAUACAAACAAUAAGGCAGUAGAAAUUCAAUUCAUGAGAAAAAUCAUGACUUCAAAAUUCUGUGAUAACUUUAAAGAUGUCGUGCUGUCAACUACCGAGGUUGACUUUUCUGAAGUAUUCUUCAAUUUCAGUAAAUCUUUGUGGGAAAAGUUAAAGAUAACAGAUAUCGUAAGGUUUCUAAAAACAUCUGAAAUUGGGGCUGACUUCCUUUUUGAUGAAGACUUGAUGUCUUUUAUUUCAUUACCUAAGGUUUACAAACUGUCUGCACUUGACAAAGAAGACAUUGUGUAUCUCAUGUCUUCAUACAGGAAAAUGUUUCCUUCUGUGUCUCUCAGUAUUGAUAAUAUGGGUGAAAUUAUUAAGAAGUAUGGAUUUAUUACAAUAUUAGGUGAAAAUUUUGGAUCAAAACAAAUUAACAGAAAAUUAAGGUCAUCAGAUGUUUUAGUUAAUUGGACAACGGAACAAAACAACUUUGAGUGCUCUCCCCUAGAACUACGUCCAUGUAGGGUAGAUUUUUAUUUCUCUCACACAGCUUUGAUUGAUGGAAAACAUAUUACAAAUAUUUUUGCAAAAGUUUCAUGGUACAAAGAAUAUUCAGAAAGAUACAAGUACGGAAAUGCACUUCAAAUGUGGCACAGCAACAAAUUUGAAUCCGUAGUCGAUAACUGUUUUCUUCCCAUUCAGAAGAUUCAUAGUAGAUUCUCGAAGGGACUUACUGGUGUGGGAAAGGAUCUUAUGUGUAUAUGCCCUAUUCCUAGGAGAGUCCUUAGUGACAUAGAUCAUUAGUGGUAUCAAUAAAAUCGUGCAGGUACAAAUGGCAUUGUUUUGGUACAAAGUAUUGGGAGGAGAACCAAGUUUAGCUGAUAUUUUGUCACAUUGUUUUUUUUUUAGAUUACAUGUGAGCCAGUUCUGUUGGAGUAGAAUCAAGUUCGCUUGAUGUUCUACCGUGUCGUAGAGCUACUCCAAAUUUUUAUCAUGAUAGUGUUAGUUAUUUUUUUUAGAUUACAUGUGAGCCAGUUCUGUUGGAGUAGAAUCAAGUUCGCUUGAUGUUCUACCGUGUCGUAGAGCUACUCCAAAUUUUUAUCAUGAUAGUGUUAGUUAUUUUUUUUAGAUUACAUGUGAGCCAGUUCUGUUGGAGUAGAAUCAAGUUCGCUUGAUGUUCUACCAUGUCGUAGAGCUACUCCAAAUUUUUAUCAUGAUAGUGAUAGUUUUUUUUUUAGAUUACAUGUAAGCCAGUUCUGUUGGAGUAGAAUCAAGUUCGCUUGAUGUUCUACCGUGUCGUAGAGCUACUCCAAAUUUUUAUCAUGAUAGUGAUAGUUUUUUUUUUAGAUUACAUGUAAGCCAGUUGUGUUGGAGUAGAAUCAAGUUCGCUUGAUGUUCUACCGUGUCGUAGAGCUACUCCAAAUUUUUAUCAUGAUAGUGAUAGUUUAAAAAUUUUUUAGACUACAUGUAAGCCAGUUGUGUUGGAGUAGAAUCAAGUUCGCUUGAUGUUCUACCGUGUCGUAGAGCUACUCCAAAUUUUUAUCAUGAUAGUGAUGGUUUUUUUAGAUUACAUGUAAGCCAGUUCUGUUGGAGUAGAAUCAAAUUUGCUUGAUAUUCUACCUUAUUGUAAAACUAUUUCAGUUUUGUAUCAUUUUUAAGUUGAUUUUUUUUCACUGAUCAUACAUGUUCUAAGUUAUUCUUGUUGAAAUUAAUUGAAAUUUACCUUGUAGUGCUUUUUUAGUUAUUUAUAUAUUAAAUUGUUUUGUGUAGAGCUCUUUUUUUUAUUAUUAAAAAUAUUC
Messenger RNA from Saccostrea cuccullata (small rock oyster), 4434 nucleotides. RefSeq lists its product as uncharacterized. The transcript is spliced from 3 exons. The record is from RefSeq and is a predicted model, not a curated record. Lineage: Eukaryota; Metazoa; Mollusca; Bivalvia; Ostreida; Ostreidae. Bases 572 to 3439 code for a protein of 955 amino acids.